UUCCGAACAUAAAUAGCGUAAGAAGUACUCCUAUUCGGUUUUCAACCUGUAAGGCUUUUUUUUUAAAACUACACAUAACAAAAUAACGCUUAAGUAAACAAACUUAUCAGUCAUCAUGAACAGAAAAUAUUUAGCCGUUACAAUCAUAGCUGCUAUGCUUUUCCAAGUCACUUAUUGUGGACUGCCCACACAUCGAGUAGCCAGACAGUCGGGCGAUUGGCAAGAAAUUAUCAGGGACUAUUGGAACAGAAUAACGUCGUCUGGUGAAUCAUCAAGUAACAAGGAAAAUAAUUCAGAACCGACUAUAAAAAAUAACGACUUGGGUGUAAAGGACGAAGAAGCGGUAUCUGCGACAUCUGAAUCCAAAAUUUCUGCGAUGGCUGACGAGGGCGUUGAACAAAAUAUGGACAUGGAUUUAGAUGAAUUUAGGCAGUUUUCCAACACGUCGGAAUUUGAGAAUUUCGCAUAUCAAUACUAACUAGACGGCAUAUGAGUUGCGGUAAACAACCCAAUGAGUAGUAUUAUAAUGACUGCACAAUAUGUUAUACUUUAAUAUCUUAAAAAUUACAAUAUUAAAUAUUACACCUCUAUUAUUAAUAAACUUGUUGUUCCACUUAAAAAGGUAACAUUGCAAUUAGCUUCGCCGUGUCAUUGAAAAGAAAUGUAUUAUACAAUGGUGCGUUUUCCUUAAUAGUGUGUUGCAGUGUUUGAAUAUUUCAAAAAGUAUCAUGUUUUUAAAAAUUU
Adelges cooleyi (spruce gall adelgid) is the source of this 744-nucleotide messenger RNA. RefSeq lists its product as uncharacterized. NCBI's taxonomy places the organism in Eukaryota, Metazoa, Arthropoda, Insecta, Hemiptera, Adelgidae. Bases 116 to 478 code for a protein of 120 amino acids. The record is from RefSeq and is a predicted model, not a curated record. The transcript is spliced from 2 exons.